AUAUGGUCUUGCUCUUGGUAUAUGUUUCUUGCCUUUUUGAUGCUUUACAAGGCUUUCAAAGUAAGCCGGGAACGUGAUGAGUAGAUGAGGAAUUUUCAAACACAUAUUAUCUGAUUUAGGAUCCUACAUGAACUUGGUAUGUACUGUCAAUAAUCACUUAUUUAAACAUCUGAUUUUUAAAACUGGAAGCAACUCUGAUCAUCUAGUCCAUCUAGUCUACAUCCUUCCUUUUACAAAUGAAGAAUCCAAGAGCCAGAAGCUUUCAGACAUCCUGACUCAAUAUCCCCUAUUGAUUGCAUAGCCUCCUUUGUGGAAUUUAUGUAUGCAUUUGACUUCACUUAAUCUAAGACAUCUAUUUUCUUUGAACUCUUGAUAGGUCUGCUGGUUUCCUCAAGGGAAUCCAACCUAGCUGGAUUUUAAUCUCUUUGAAUUGUGGCCUCAGCUAUAAAAGUUUUAGCAGAGGUUUUAAUGGCUGCACUUAAGUAAAUUUAACAGAUACACCAGGGGGUGUUCCAAUUACAUACACCAUUAAAGGGCUUUAUGUGAGGAUUUGAAAAAAUUACCAUUAAAAAGAAAGCAUAGUCCACGUGCAGUAUAAUUUACCAGCAGGAAAGAUUUCAAAUGUCCUGGAAAAGUUCCCUAUAAAAAGGAAGAUAGGAAAUUAGAAAAGUCACAGUACUCAACAUACUUCAAGGGGAUCUUGAAGGGUUUUUGCCUCUAAGAAGCUCUCUGCCUCUAAACAGGUAACAGUCUUUGUAUUAUUUCUAGCACGAGUUUUUCUUUUUUAGAUUGCAUGCUAUUGUAUGUCUACAGGGCAUUUGACGGCCCAAAGGCUAGAUCCAGGUGUGACAUUAUCUAAUGGAAGUUCUGUCCUUCACUGUCCUUGCCAUCACCAGUCACAGAGAUCCAGCCUUUGGGGGAUCCCACAGCUUAUCGACCAGUAUUUGCUUUAGUCUUUAGCCUCUUUUGCCAUCAAAUGAAAAUUAACUUGGAGACACAUUUCGUUAGAUAAUUUCAGGUCCACUUGGCUAGGAAGGCAUCUGGUCUGGGACUACUGUUCAGUCCUCUCUCCUACAGAUGGUCCAGCCAGCUGUAAUGCUAGGAAGACUGAAGGAUAAACAGAAAAAUGUCAUUAGUACCAUGGGGUAGCCAUUUAAUGUCAAGCAUCUUUAUACUAGCCAGAGAUUCCUAGUAGAAGCUACUUUUCUUAACAGAUGGCUCAGUUCCCUUUAUCUCAGCAAUGAAAGAGUUGAAGACCAAUCCACAGCAGGGGGAAUGUUAAGCCAAAAAUGGUGAAUUGGAUAAGGGAUGAAUUACGGGGUUUGGAUAACCAAACAAUAAAAGUAUAGCCUGUUUUAGCACUAAAAAGUCCUGAACACGUCAGCUUAAAGUACUAAUUUUGUCCCCAGUGGCUAAGAAACUCAAGGCAAACCAGCAGGUGUUGCCUUGAGUUUCUGAGUUUCUUGAGACUCUUGAGUUUCUUGAGACUGAGUUUCAGUCUGUGUGUAAAAACGGACUCUGACUUUGUCCUCUACAGGGUUAAUGAUAGAGAUGCUAGCCGUUUCACAGAAGAGGUCUUUAGUUUCUACUCAACCUUGUGUGGAUCUAAUUUGAUUGUGCAUUCAUGUGCCUUAGAAUGGAGCUGAUUCCAAAACUCCUAGCUGGCCUCAUUCUGCUGACUUUGUGUGUGGCGGGCUGCUCCAGCCAGCACUGGUCCUAUGGACUGCGCCCCGGAGGAAAGAGAGAUGCCGAAAAUUUUAUUGAUUCUUUCCAAGAGAUAGUCAAAGAGGUUGGUCAACUGGAAGAAACCCAACACUUCGAAUGCACCGUGCACCAGCCACGUUUUCCCCCUCGGGACCUGAAAGGAGCUCUGGAAAGUCUGAUUGAAGAGGAAACUCGGCAGAAGAAGAUUUAAAUCCACUGGGCCGGAAGGAGUCACCAUUACUAACGUGACUAAAGUAUAAUUCUGACAUUGACAUUUAUAACCCACUAAAUACCUGUAAAUUGUCUUAAUUUCAGAAAUCCUUAUACCAAGGCACACACAUUCCAUAAUAAAGUGCUGUGUUGUGGAU
Molecule: messenger RNA, 2072 nt
Organism: Saimiri boliviensis boliviensis (Bolivian squirrel monkey)
Lineage: Eukaryota; Metazoa; Chordata; Mammalia; Primates; Cebidae
Gene: GNRH1
Product: gonadotropin releasing hormone 1
Biological process (GO): multicellular organism development; reproductive process
Cellular component (GO): extracellular region
Molecular function (GO): gonadotropin-releasing hormone receptor binding; gonadotropin hormone-releasing hormone activity
Source: RefSeq, a predicted model, not a curated record